CUCCUCUCUUCCCCCCCUCCCUCGCUGUGAAAAUGGCGCUGUCCAGGGUGUGCUGGGCACGGACUGCGCUUUGGGGUUCGGUCGUCACCCCUGGACCCUUUGUCACUCGGAGACUGCAACUUGGUCGCUCUGGCUUUGCUUGGGGAGCCCCUUGGUCGUCAAAGCUUCACCUUUCUCCAAAGGCAGAUGUGAAGAGUUUGAUCUCUUAUGUUGUGACCAAGACAAAAGCGAUUAAUGGGAAAUACCAUCGUUUCUUGAAUCGUCAUUUCCCCCGCUUCUAUAUCCUGUACACAAUCUUCAUGAAAGGCAGGAUUACAGAUGUUAUGGGCUGAUGCCAAAAAGGCUAGAAGAAUAAAGACAAAUAUGUGGAAGCACAAUAUAAAGUUUCAUCAACUUUCAUACCGGGAGAUGGAGCAUUUGAGACAGUUCCGCCGAGACAUCGCCAAGUGUCUUUUCCUAGGUAUCAUUUCCAUUCCACCCUUUGCCAACUACCUGGUCUUCUUGCUAAUGUACCUAUUUCCAAGGCAACUACUGAUUAAACAUUUCUGGACCCCAAAACAACAAACUGAUUUCUUAGAUAUCUAUCAUGGUCUCCGGAAGCAGUCCCACUCAGAAAUCCUUAGUAAUUUAGAGAGGGUCAUUCCUCUCAUUUCUGAUCCAGGACUUCGGUGGCAUCUGACAGACCUGUGCACCAAGAUACAGAAUGGUACCCACCCAGCCGUACAUGAAAUCCUGGCUCUCAGAGAAUGUUUCUGUAACCAUCCUCUGGGCAUGAACCAGCUCCAGACUUUGCAGAUGAAAGCCUUGAGUCGGGCCAUGCUUCUCACACCUCACCUGCCUCCUCCCUUUUUGAGGCAUCGUUUGAAGACUCAUACCACUGUUAUUCACCAGCUGGACAGGGCUUUGGCAAAGCUGGGGAUAGGCCAGCUGACUGCUCAGGAAGUAAAAUCGGCUUGUUAUCUUCGUGGCCUGAAUUCUACCCAUAUUGCAGAAGACAGGUGUCGAACUUGGCUGGGAGAAUGGCUACAAAUUUCCUGCAGCUUGAAAGAAGCUGAGCUGUCCCUCUUGCUGCACAACGUGGUCCUGCUUUCCACCAACUACCUUGGGACAAGGCGCUGAGAGAACUGUGGAGUGGAUGGCAUUGUCCUGCAGUCGCGUAGCAUAGCAGUGUGGGACCAAACAGCACUUGUCAGCAGAGUCUGUGCACUUCUCAGGUGUGUGGGAGGCAGAGGAGUGGGUGCAAUGGGCUUCACAGCACACUACCCAUGAGGGAACUGCAGUCAUUCCCCUUACAGCUUGAACUAAAACAAACCCUCUUUUCAGGGAUGGCCCAUGUGAAGUGUCCUCCCAUCUUCACAGUAAGCUGGAGCUGGCAGCAACCUCUUAACUAGUCUUUUCCUGUGUGUGUUAUGGUCAGGUCCUAUAAAGUCAGUUAUUGCCCCCAGUGGGAAUCAUUUGGCCUAAGAUUCAUCAACUGCCAUGUUCUCUACAGUUAUAUUCUAAAGAAUUUCUGAUUGGCACUUGGUAUGGUGGCAUGCGCCUCCCCGUGGCUUGGGAGGCUGAGGCAGGAGGAUCACAAGUUCAAGGCCAGCCUCAACAAGUUAGCAAGAACUUGUCUCA
Molecule: messenger RNA, 1620 nt
Organism: Marmota flaviventris (yellow-bellied marmot)
Lineage: Eukaryota; Metazoa; Chordata; Mammalia; Rodentia; Sciuridae
Gene: Letmd1
Product: LETM1 domain containing 1
Biological process (GO): intracellular monoatomic cation homeostasis
Cellular component (GO): mitochondrial inner membrane
Molecular function (GO): ribosome binding
Source: RefSeq, a predicted model, not a curated record